AAAAAGUUGUGAAGAGAAUUAAUUAAUUAUUUUAAUUUUUAAACCUCCCUCAGCUUCUCACUCUUCAUAUUCUUUCUUCACGCACGACACAACACAACACAACACAACCUUUCCCACCGGUCAAAACCUCACAAAAGCACCACUUCCGUGAUGACGUCCCUAACGGUGACCCACCCACACCGCAAGAUCGCGAUCGCCGUCGACUUAAGCGACGAGAGUGCCUACGCCGUCAAAUGGGCCGUCGAGAACUACCUCCGCCCAAGCGACCACGUCAUCCUCCUCCACGUCCGCCCCACCUGCGUCCUCUACGGCGCCGACUGGGGCUGCUCCUCCAUUCCUCCCCAAAAUCAAAAUCAGAAUCCCGAUUCUGCCCUCGACACCGAGUCCCAGCAGCGCAAGCUCGAGGACGAGUUGGACAAUUUCACGACUUCUAAGGCCAACUCGCUGGCUCAGCCCUUGGUCCAGGCUCAAAUCCCCUUCAAAAUCCACAUCGUGAAGGACCACGACAUGAAGGAGCGGCUCUGCCUCGAGGUCGAGAGGCUCGGGCUCAGCACUGUUAUCAUGGGCAGCCGUGGCUUCGGCGCGUCCUCCAAACGCUCCACCAAGGCGCGUCUCGGCAGCGUCAGCGAUUACUGUGUACAUCACUGUGUCUGCCCUGUUGUUGUGGUCCGUUAUCCCGAUGACAAUAACUCUUCCGCUGACGUGGCAGACAAGAACAUCAUUAUUGGUGACGAGGUCGUUGAACUCCACCCUGUUCCUGAGGCUGAGGAGGAAGACAACGACCACGACUACCACGACGCCCCGGACGACCAUCCCAAAGCAGAUGUUUAAUGUAUUUCCAGUGCAGUGGAAAUUUCCUUCUGGGCUCAGGGCAUUGGAUUUAUGUUGUAGAAAGUGAUGAACGCAACUGGAAAAUGUGGAGGCAACAGGUUAGUGAAGAAAUUUUAAGAAUGUAAUGGGGUUUGCUUCUUGGUGGACAUAUUUCUGUGUAAAAAGGAUGCUGGUGGUGUUGCAUUUUGGUCACUGUCUGUAUGUUCUUGUUAGUUUCCUUCCCUCUUUAUGAAGUGCAUGGUAUACAUGUACGGGUGAGCUUCUCUGGAGCAUACAUCUCUCCCACAAUAUUUGUAUAGGAACCAGCUCUUAUGCUGGUUAAUAUUCAUUUACAGCUUUUUACUGUGUGUUGUGAAUCGGAUUUUCUUACUGAUUAGUUUCCUCUUUACACUAACUAUGUACUUGGCACGAUAGAAGAAGUGUUGUCUGGCUUUGUAACACAAAAAAGCUUUUCAGUGGUAUUUCAUGGUAAUGAUAAUGUUUUAUGUUUA
Molecule: messenger RNA, 1322 nt
Organism: Quercus robur (English oak)
Lineage: Eukaryota; Viridiplantae; Streptophyta; Magnoliopsida; Fagales; Fagaceae
Product: universal stress protein PHOS32-like
Exons: 3
Coding region: 151-831 (226 amino acids)
Source: RefSeq, a predicted model, not a curated record